Mixia osmundae IAM 14324 is the source of this 1842-nucleotide messenger RNA. RefSeq lists its product as uncharacterized. The record is from RefSeq and is a predicted model, not a curated record. Gene Ontology annotation, molecular function: protein binding. NCBI's taxonomy places the organism in Eukaryota, Fungi, Basidiomycota, Mixiomycetes, Mixiales, Mixiaceae. The coding region runs from base 1 to 1842 and encodes 613 amino acids. The transcript is spliced from 6 exons.
AUGCUCUGCAUCACUGCUAACACGCCGAAUGUAUUCUCAGACGUCGACCGUCUGCUGCUCGAUGCAAGACCUGAUCAGAGGCGCCGAUGGCGGACAGCGACAUCGAUUCGCUUAUCACCGCCGCGUAAGGAAGUUGCAGGCAGAGUCAGCUUCUUCACUUGCUUAGAGUCGGCAUACGUACAACGUCUCCGAUGUCAUAGCUACUCUUCAGGCGAUCGGUUGUCAGCUAUGCACCAGCCAACAAUCCGGCCCAUGCCCAGAUCCGAAAGUCAAUUCCUGGCGUCAUUCGAUGCUCCUGCCAAGCGGCGAAAGCUCCAGUCAGCUUGGUCAAAGCUACCGACUGAGCUCAUUUGCGCUAUUCUGCUUGAGCUUCCGCCAGUGGAACGCUUUCGCAUGCGCUUGGUCUCCAAGCUAAUGCACGAUAUUUGUACUUCCAGGGCUGUCUAUCCUAUGCUAGCCAUCGAAGAUGAUUGGCGACAUUUGUCGCCCGCUUUAGUCGCGUCUGCACACUCAGUCACUCUCGACGCGGGCUCGCCGAAGUCUUGGCAAGCGUUUGCUGCGCAGACGGCCAUUCUCGACUUUCGGCGCUUGCACGCGCUGAGCCUCACGCGGCUAUCAGUCACGGAAGCAGACAUCAUACGCGCGUUCGGAAGCAGUCGCAAUAGCUUGAUCCAACUCGACUUAGCCGGCUGCGCUCGCAUUAGGGACGCGGACGUGCUAGCACAAGUAUUUCCGCGAGUGCAGAAGCUUGACCUCAAUAUGACAUCUAUGCGACAUCUGCCAGACCUAUGCUUCAUCGGCGCGCAGCGGUGGUCACAAUUGAUUGAGCUCAACCUAUCAGGCACACAAAUCUCUCGAUCGGAACUGCUCAAGUGGCUCAGGAGCGCUGCUUACCCGUCACAGCUCCGAUAUCUUGGCCUGGAUGAUCUCGCAAGCGUCGUCAAUGGAGAAGUGCUGGGCGCAAUACCCGUCGCAACCUCGGCAAGCAAACUCCGUCUGGUCAGCAUUCGAGAUGCCGAUGCCAUGACACUGACGGAGAUCGGACUCUUCGAAUGCCUGUGGCAAGACAUAGCCUGCACGCAAGGCAGAUCACAUAGCUUGAGGAUUCAACAUAAUUGCCGCCUGCAUACCGACGAUGUUGCUGGCUGGCGUCGUUUUAUAGCCGAGCGCGUCGGCAACAGGUUUCCGAGCAAUCCGUGUGCAAUGGACAAUCUCUCAGACUUUGCUCAUGGCCGCGCCAUCGUUUACGAGCCCGGCGUCGCUACUCCUACUAUCGUGUAUCUUGCUCACAAUGAUGGCCUUCUUGUUGCUACUGCUAUUGCGGAAUUCGAAAUUGAAGGCGGCCGUUUUCAUCUUCAAUAUUGGUCAGCAACGUACUCACUUGCUCAGAUCAGCGACCUAUGCAAGAGAAAAACCAGACGCUUCAUCGACUAUCAGCGCGGAUUUGCAGCUGGCUCGGUGUUCGUGCGCGGUAUCGAAUUUGAUCUGAUCCCUGCAGAGCAAGGCAGAGCAAGAAUACUCAUCACACCAGAGCACGAUCACAAGGCAUCGCUUUCGUUGGAAGUCCGUCCGCUCUCAGACACCGCUGCACAGCCAUUCGGCGUCUUCUUCCUUCUUGACCAGAUGAACGAUGAGCUGAACGAGCUGCGCCGCAAUGCGCAACGCUCUAGAGCGCCUGAGCCCACGUCAGGAGCCAUCUCAAGUGCAAGUCCUAAAGUGGACAAGUCUGAUCCCUCAACACCGGCGACGCCAUCGAAGCGCUCGCAAGGCAUGACGAACGAAGCUAAUCCAAGGCAAAAGCCGCGCAUCCAGUCUGCAUACGAAUUCGAGGAAAUAGAGUAG